AAGAAAAUAAUUUUAGUAGGCCAUUUUGUUAUAUGUGAUUUGUACGAAAAAUUUAAGUUCGAAGCGAAAAAUUUGUUAAUCUUUGAAAACAAAAACAGUAUUUUUUUUUAAUAAUCAGUAAAAAUACAAUAUCGUAAAAUAUGGGCCGAAAGAAGAAGAAGGCUUCAAAACCGUGGUGCUGGUAUUGUAACAGAGAAUUCGAUGAUGAAAAAAUUUUGGUGCAGCAUCAGAAGGCGAAACAUUUCAAAUGUCACAUAUGUCACAAGAAAUUGUAUACAGGGCCUGGUUUAUCGAUUCAUUGCAUGCAAGUACACAAAGAAACUGUGGACAAGGUGCCUAAUUCGUUGCCAAAUAGGUCCAACAUUGAAAUCGAAAUUUUCGGAAUGGAUGGAAUACCCGCAGAAGAUGUUCGUGAACAUGAAAGACAAAAGAAUGGCGGUAAAUCUGAUUCCGAUGACGAUGAACCAGCAGCAAAAAAGAAAGUUGAAAUACCGUUAUCGGCGCCACCGCCUAUGAUGAUGCCCCCAAAUAUGAUGCCACCAAUGAUGGGACAGUUUGCGCCAAUGGGCAUGAUGACCAAUAUGCCACCAAUGGCCCCAAUGCCACCAUUUUUAGGCCCAGGCGGUAUACCAAUGAUGCCGCCGCAUAUGUUACCACCGCGACCACUCUUUCCUGCUAUGGCUACCACUUCAGCUGCUGCGGUAAAUCCGGCUAUAGUGCCCCAGAAACCAACAUUUCCUGCAUACAGUAAUGCAACAAUUAGUGCACCACCAACAACCAAUAAUCCCAGUGCCACAGGAAAUUCUGCACCACCUGAAGGAUCUAAACUACCACCUUCAGUACCAACAGGAAACGCAACUGGUAUCACAUCAAAAAUUAUGCAUCCACCUGAAGAUUUAAGUUUAGAGGAGUUACGUGCGCGCAAACCAAAAUAUCAACAGAAAUUAACAAGUAGCAAUAACCAUCAGCAGCGUAUUUCCACAUCUGGAUCUAUGAUGCAAAAUCACAAUGCUGCUGUGAGCAGUUCAUCAUCAAUGACAAUUCCAACAAGUUCGAGUACGUCGAGUGCAGCAGCAGCAGCCCAGGCUGCAGCUUUUUCAAAGGCCCAGGAAACUGCAGCAAUGGUAGCAACGAUACAAGUUCAAGCGGCUCAAGCGCAGGCGCAAGCACACGCCCAUGCACAUGCCCAAGCACAUGCUCAAGCGCAAGCACAGGCACAAGCACAAGCUCAAGUGCAGGCGGCACAAGCGCAUGCACAUGCGCACGCAGCAGCACAUGCACAGGCACAGGCAGCACAAGUACAAGCACAGGUGGCGCAAGCUCAAGCCCACGCUCACGCUCAUGCGCAGGUGGCUCAAGCAGUAGCUGUGCAACAGCAACAGCAGCAGCAGCAACAACAACAACAACAACAACAGCAACAAAAGCAAUUGGAAGAUCUCAAUCGGGCGGUGCUACUGCAGCGUCUACAGGCGGCACGUCCAGGACAUCCGCAAACGGCACUUGGUGUACCACCUGGCUCUGCAGUGGGCAUGAUGCAACUGCCAGGACAAAUGCAAUUGAUGCAGCCUAUGUUACGCCCUGCCAUGACACUCGGACCACAUGGUCCGCUACUGGGUGGUAAUAUGUUGCGCGCACCAGGCGGAUUGCCAGGAAUGCCAGCAGGUCUACUACCAGUACAAGCCAUCCCAAUGGCGGGUAUGACUAUGCCAGGCGUGGGUGUUAUGCUACCAGCUGGUCAUCCAGUUUUGCAAAUGAUGCCGCGUUUCCGGUGAUCAGUUGCCCAAGGUGCAACGCCAUCAAUAUGUAUGGCUGCACCAUUAUUAGAAACGCCUAUGCCGUUAUUAUAUCCACCAGAUGAGUAAACGUUGAGAAAAAAAGCAAUAAUGCAUUUAGCGUCAACUAAAAAAUUAAGAUAUACAUACAUACAUAUAUAUCAAAUUAAACCCCAAGAUAUAUCAAUUUGCUCUGUACAGCAAAACUACAAUACGUAUAAAAGGCGUCGUAUGAGCCAUUAAUAACAUUUGGAAUAAGCAGUUCAGCAAAUCCCCCAAUAGCGUUUGCAUAUGAAUGCAAUUACCCAUUGAGAUGAGAAUUAACCAGCAAAAUUUCAACGUAAAAAGAGCAAUAGUUUGAACGACAACAACAACAACGACAACAAGCAAGUUGAAAUCUUAAUCCAUUCUACUAUAAACUGUUUACUCGUAAGCGCACUCUAAAAUUCAUUAUUACUAAAUAGUUGUGUUAUUACUUUUUUCCAAUUGAAAGAACAUAUUUUUAAACAGAGUUGUUGUUGCCGUAUAUACAUAAUACAAGUUUGUAAUUUUCCGUAAGAUCUUUGAAAUAAGCCGUUUUAACCAAAGCCUGUAUACUCACGCAUGUGCUGAAACACAAAAAAAAAAAAAAAAAA
Messenger RNA from Ceratitis capitata (Mediterranean fruit fly), 2407 nucleotides. It is a transcript of the gene BuGZ, whose product is annotated as BUB3-interacting and GLEBS motif-containing protein ZNF207. The coding region runs from base 141 to 1772 and encodes 543 amino acids. Gene Ontology annotation, cellular component: nucleus. The transcript is spliced from 7 exons. Gene Ontology annotation, molecular function: DNA binding. NCBI's taxonomy places the organism in Eukaryota, Metazoa, Arthropoda, Insecta, Diptera, Tephritidae. The record is from RefSeq and is a predicted model, not a curated record.